GGCUCUCUCUCCGACUCGCUUUCCGGCGGAUGCACGGGGCCGCUGGCUGCCGCCGCCAGCCUUCUGGGCGCGUCUCUCUCCUGCGACCCUGGCCUCUGGCCCCGGCGAGAUAGCCGGGCCAGGCGAGGUUCUGGCCUGACCUGCGAGGUGACCUUCGUUCAGUCCCCUGUCGCGCCAAGCCUUGCCCCCGUCAGUGCGUGAGCCUGUCCAGCGGUUUGAGAACACCGACCUGCAUUGGCCCCAUAUUCUGCCCAGUGGCAGGGGGAGUGUCGGGCCGCCAGGCCCAGGGGCGGGGCCCGAGGAGAUGCCCCUGCAAGUGAAAUGGCCAUUCCCCGCGGUGCCGCCGCUUACCUGGACACUAGCCAGCAGCGUCGUCAUGGGCCUGGUGGGCACCUACAGCUGCUUCUGGACCAAGUACAUGAAUCACCUCACCGUCCACAACAAGGAGGUGCUGUACGAGCUCAUCGAGAACCGAGGCCCUGCCACUCCCCUCAUCACCGUCUCCAAUCACCAGUCCUGCAUGGAUGAUCCUCAUCUCUGGGGGAUCCUGAAACUCCGCCACAUCUGGAAUCUGAAGUUGAUGCGUUGGACUCCUGCGGCUGCAGAUAUCUGCUUCACCAAGGAGCUACACUCCCACUUCUUCAGCUUGGGCAAAUGUGUGCCUGUGUGCCGAGGAGACGGUGUCUACCAGAAGGGGAUGGACUUCAUUUUGGAGAAGCUCAACCAUGGGGACUGGGUACACAUCUUCCCAGAAGGGAAAGUGAACAUGAGUUCUGAGUUCCUGCGCUUCAAGUGGGGAAUUGGGCGCCUAAUUGCUGAGUGUCAUCUGAACCCCAUUAUCCUGCCACUGUGGCAUGUUGGAAUGAAUGACGUCCUUCCUAACAGCCCACCCUACUUCCCCCGCUUUGGCCAGAAAAUCACCGUGCUGAUUGGGAAGCCCUUCAGCGUACUGCCCAUGCUAGAACGGCUCCGGGCGGAGAACAAGUCAGCUAUGGAGAUGCGCAAAGCCCUCACGGACUUCAUUCAGGAGGAAUUCCAGCGCCUGAAGACCCAGGCAGAGCAGCUCCACAACCACCUCCAGCCUGGGAGAUAGACACCAUCCUGCCUGGCCCCAGGGAAUGGAUGGGUCCCCUGAGGCUUGGAGAGGAGGCAGUAUUGGGACCUCAGUCCCAGCUUGGCUGGCUCUCAGUGCUGCCUUUGGAUUCCUGCUUCUCACAAAACUGGGACUGGGGGAUGGAGUGAUGCUUUUAGUUUGGAUACAGUUUUUAGACAGACUGUCUCAUGAUUUCUACUGGGUGCCCUCUUCUACUUCGUGAGCAUCUAGCUCCUCCAUGGUUCAUCAGUUAAAGAGCGGGUCUCAGUGCCAGGCAUGGUGGUACAGUUUAUAAUCCCAGCAACUUGGGGAGCGGAAGCAGGAAGAUCACAAGUUCCAGGCCAGCCUCAGCAACUGAGUGAGACCUUGUAUCAAAAUGAAAAAUAAAAGGAGCUGGGAAUGUAGCUCAGUGGUAAAGCACCCCUGGGUUCAAUCACUAGUACAGAAAAAGGGAGGCUUCAGCAGUUCCUCCCACUUGGCCCAAGAAGGGAGGAAGAAACUUAGGCAGGGGUUUCCUUCCUGCCUUCUGAUGUUUUGUCCCAGGGACUGGCAUUGGGAGGGAACAAAGCAGGCCAGUGAGCAACUAGGUGGGUAGGGGAGCAGGUGGCCUGCCUGGAGCUAUGGUAGGAGGUCCAUAAGACCCCUCAGCCUGACUCCCACCCACCCUUGCCAAUCUAGGAGCUAUCCACUACCUCCUCAGGGAUGAUUGUUAGCCAUGUCUUCCUUCAGCUGAGCUCCCCAUACUGUAGGGCCUGUACUGGGCCAGGGCCUGGCCUCAGGUGGCCUGCACACAGGAAGAACAGUCCUUGGCCAGAAGUCAAGCCUAGCAGAACAGAGCCUGCAACAAGGGCCUGAGAUGUGGCUACUCACCCCUGUUGCAGGGCCCACCAACUUCUCCAUCCUUCUGCUUUGGUACCCCUCAUGUCCUCGGGUCUGGGUUUUCAUUUUUUUAAAAUAAUAAAGCAUCUGUGUUGUGCC
Molecule: messenger RNA, 2071 nt
Organism: Marmota monax (woodchuck)
Lineage: Eukaryota; Metazoa; Chordata; Mammalia; Rodentia; Sciuridae
Gene: Tafazzin
Product: tafazzin, phospholipid-lysophospholipid transacylase
Exons: 10
Coding region: 305-1093 (262 amino acids)
Biological process (GO): cardiolipin acyl-chain remodeling; inner mitochondrial membrane organization
Cellular component (GO): mitochondrial membrane
Molecular function (GO): 1-acylglycerophosphocholine O-acyltransferase activity
Source: RefSeq, a predicted model, not a curated record